UUCUUUGCGUUAGCCGUAACCGGCGCUCCGAAACGUAGAGGAUCUUUAAGUAUUCACGAUGCCAGAAUAGCAGGUCUUUACGAUUUAGAAAAGACCAUUGGCAAAGGCCAUUUUGCUGUUGUCAAGCUCGCAAGCCAUGUUUUCACUGGUGAAAAGGUUGCGGUGAAAGUCAUCGAUAAAAGCAAGUUUGACGAAAAAAUAGCGUCGCAUUUUAUGCAAGAGGUCCGCUGUAUGAAACUAGUGCAGCAUCCGAACAUUGUUCGCUUAUAUGAAGUCAUUGACACACAAACAAAAUUGUUUUUAAUCCUUGAGCUUGGUGAUUAUGAUAUGUAUGAUUUUAUAAUGAGGAACGGGUGCCCGGAGGAUAUCGCACAGCAGUAUUUUUGCCAAAUAAUAAAUGCCAUAGACUACUGUCAUAAAUUACAUGUAGUACAUCGUGAUCUAAAGCCUGAAAAUGUUGUGUUUUUUGAAAAACUUGGGAUGGUCAAGUUGACAGAUUUUGGAUUCAGUAACAAAUUUACUCCUGGUAAACAGUUAGCGACCUCAUGUGGCAGUUUGGCUUACUCUGCUCCUGAAAUUUUACUUGGAGAUGCAUAUGAUGCUCCAGCUGUUGAUGUGUGGUCACUUGGCGUUAUCCUUUAUAUGUUGUUAUGCGGUCGGCUACCAUUCCAGGAAGCAAAUGAUUCUGAAACAUUAACAAAAAUUUUAGAUUGUAAAUAUACUCUACCUGAUCACUUAUCAAAUCAUGCUCGGCACUUAAUCUCGCGAAUGCUUGUGAAGGAUGCCUCGAACCGAGCUACUUUGAAAGAAAUCAAAUCAAAUCCAUGGGUUGCAGCCGGUGAAAGAGGUCUUGCGCAAGUUUUGCCUUUAGUGGGAAAAGCGAUACUCCCUGAAAGCGCACACGCUACAAUAAUUGAACAGAUGGUUGCUGGUGGUGUAGAUACUGAAGAUCGCAUCUUAAGGUCUUUGGAAAAUAAUGAUUAUUCUUAUGCAACGGCUACUUAUUACUUGCUAGCAGAGAGAGUAUUAGCAUCGUACAGAGAAGAAAAGGCUCGAGAGCUACUUGCUGCGGAACAUCCUCCUUUGCAAUUGUCAUGGAAUAGUUCUGCCUGCGUUUCCAAUACUUCAAGUCGUUCAAACUCGUGGAGGAGUGCACGUCGUCCUUGCGCGAUUUUGAAGGAGGAAAGCGAGGAAGAAUUAUCUUCUUAUCUGCACUCUUCUUCGAGACAGUCGUCGAGGAAUUCUUCUUCUUCGGUUUCGAUUUUUGAUCCUCGUAGUACGUCUAAGGAGAGGGUUUCGCCUCAAGCGAUACAAGGUUUACUAGAACUCUCAAGGAUAAAUUUGGCUGAAGGGCGUCGGCGGGCUGCGUCGCCGGACGGGCGUAGUAGAAGUCCUAGUCCUCAAAGUUCUACAGGUCGCAGUAGUCCAGGUUAUCACUCAUUUCUUAUUGCUGCUUCUGAAAGCGGUGUUGGUUCUACAAAUAUCAUGCUAACUUACAGUAAGGUUAGGAUGAUUCGACCUCGUCAAGCAGUUGUAUCUCCCGAUAUGGCGUCUCGGUAUGAGCCACACCUACGCCACCGACUUGGUUCUGGAAAAACUCAUCGCAGUACAAGUUGUUCUUCAAGUGAAGCUUCAGACGAUGACAGUAGUGAAAGACGUAUGAAUCUUCUCGUUUCUCGUUGCUGUAGGUGUGGUAACGAUGUCCACGAUGACAAUGAUGACAACUCGGGAGGAGGUUUUUUAUCUCAGUUAUAUUUUGACUAUUUUUUUGUAUUAGUACUCGUAUUUAAAUUUGAUUGCAUGGUUAAUAUUUCUGCCGAUUUUAAUUUUCUUUAA
Enterobius vermicularis (human pinworm) is the source of this 1836-nucleotide messenger RNA. The record is from the annotation of a GenBank genome assembly. Lineage: Eukaryota; Metazoa; Nematoda; Chromadorea; Rhabditida; Oxyuridae.